Molecule: messenger RNA, 975 nt
Organism: Ostertagia ostertagi
Lineage: Eukaryota; Metazoa; Nematoda; Chromadorea; Rhabditida; Trichostrongylidae
Source: the annotation of a GenBank genome assembly
AUGGCAUAUCUAGAUAGUGAAUAUGAGAAAGGUUACAUAUCUACUUAUGUACAGGCGCUGUGCAUUCCACGCAAUGAACGUUGUGCGAUUAAAUGUAUCAAUUUGGAGAAGUGCCAGACGUCAGUCGAUGAACUUAGUCACGAGAUCCAAGCGAUGUCAUUAUGUGCGCACCCUAAUGUAGUCAGUUAUCAUACAUCGUUCGUUGUGGGAGAAGAGCUUUGGGUAGUUAUGCGAUUGUUGAACAGUGGUUCAAUGUUGGACAUCUUAAAAAGGAAGAUCAAGGCUAUCGGGAAGGAGCAAGCAAUGUAUGGUGUAUUAGAUGAAACAACAAUCGCUACUGUAUUGCGUGAAGUAUUGAAAGGUCUUGACUAUUUUCAUUCUAGUGGUCAAAUUCAUCGCGAUAUAAAGGCGGGUAAUAUUCUUAUUUCUGAUGAUGGUACUGUGCAGAUAGCUGAUUUUGGUGUAUCUGGUUGGUUAGCGUCAUCCGGCGGUGAUCUAUCACGUCAGAAGGUUCGUCACACAUUCGUCGGCACACCUUGCUGGUGGGUUUUGGCCUCGUUAAUUCGGGGUAUACGGAUGGCACCAGAAGUGAUGGAACAAGUUCAAGGAUAUGAUUUCAAAGCUGAUAUAUGGAGUUUGGGAAUUCUUGCUAUUGAACUUGCUACUGGUACCGCUCCAUAUCACAAGUUUCCACCCAUGAAGGUGUUGAUGCUCACGUUGCAAAAUGAUCCGCCUACAUUAGAGACAAAUGCUGAUAGGAAAGAUCAGUAUAAAGCCUAUGGGAAGUCGUUCCGUGCGCUUAUUAAGGACUGUCUUCAGAAGGAUCCAACGAAACGUCCGACAGCCUCAGAACUUCUUAAGUACUCGUUUUUCAAAAAGGCGAAAGAUCGCAAAUAUCUUGUUCACUCGUUGAUAGAGAAUCUCGCAGCUGUACCAGUGAUCAGUCAUCAUAAUACUAAGAAGGUGGGUGUCUGA